Papaver somniferum (opium poppy) is the source of this 1257-nucleotide messenger RNA. RefSeq names its product 12-oxophytodienoate reductase 1-like. The record is from RefSeq and is a predicted model, not a curated record. The coding region runs from base 76 to 1164 and encodes 362 amino acids. The transcript has 5 exons. NCBI's taxonomy places the organism in Eukaryota, Viridiplantae, Streptophyta, Magnoliopsida, Ranunculales, Papaveraceae. Gene Ontology annotation, molecular function: oxidoreductase activity; FMN binding.
ACAAACUAUACGAUUCAACCUUCAUAAUUUUUAAGGUUUUUAAUAGUGAAGGAAAACUCUGCAAGCAAAAACGAAAUGGAAACAAUACCACUGCUCAAACCUUACAAAAUGGGCAAUUAUGAACUCUCCCACAGGGUUGUUUUGGCACCUCUAACAAGAUGUAGAUCUUAUGGGAACGUACCUCAACCACAUGCGGUCUUGUAUUACUCUCAGAGGACUACUAAGGGAGGCCUUCUUAUUAGUGAAGCUGCUGGAGUAUCUACAACGUCUCUAGGGUAUCCAAAUACACCGGGAAUUUGGACCAAAGAGCAUGUAGAAGCAUGGAAACCAAUUGUACAAGCUGUUCAUGACAAGGGUGGCAUCUUCUUUUGCCAGAUUUGGCAUGCAGGAAGAGUCUCCACUUAUGACUUCCAACCUAAUAGGAAAGCUCCAAUCUCUUGCACCGAUAAGGGAUGUACACCCGGCCUCGCUGGAGUGGAUUGGUCAGCUCCUCAUCGGUUACGCAUUGAUGAAAUCCCACAAGUCAUUGAUGAUUUUAGGCUCGCUGCAAGAAAUGCGAUUGAAGCAGGUUUUGAUGGAGUCGAGAUCCAUGGUGCAAACGGCUACCUUCUGGAUCAAUUCAUGAAGGAUACAGUGAACGAUAGAACAGAUGAAUACGGUGGAACUGUAGAAAAACGAUGCCGAUUCGCUAUAGAAGUUGUUAAAGCCGUCGUCGAAGAAAUUGGAGCAUAUAAAGUCGGAAUAAGGUUGUCUCCUUUUGCGGAUUACAUGGAAUCAGGAGAUUCAAACCCCGAAGCCCUUGGACUUUUCAUGGCUCAAUCGUUAAACAAAUUUGGAAUUUUGUAUCUCCACGUAAUAGAGCCAAGGAUGGUCAUCCAGCAGGGAAAUCCUCAAGAUACUUGUUACAGUAGUUUGACAAUGAGGAAAGCUUUUGAAGGAACUUUCAUUUCUGCUGGAGGUUAUACGAAAGUCGACAGCAACAAAGUUAUCGAUGAGGAUCGUGCUGAUUUAGUUGGAUAUGGUCGUUUGUUUUUGGCUAACCCAGAUUUGCCUAAACGGUUUUCCAUUGAUGCACCUCUAAAUAAGUAUAAUCGUGAUACUUUUUACACACCUGACCCAAUUGUUGGUUACACGGAUUAUCCAUUUUUAAAUCUAGGUAAUUAGUUAUUCAAUUGCUACUAUUGUAAUUGAAUUGAUCAAUGUAAUUAGUUACUCAAUUGCUACUAAGGAUUAUCCAAUUUUAGAUAAGUUUUUCUC